Molecule: messenger RNA, 635 nt
Organism: Phragmites australis (common reed)
Lineage: Eukaryota; Viridiplantae; Streptophyta; Magnoliopsida; Poales; Poaceae
Exons: 1
Coding region: 195-635 (146 amino acids)
Source: RefSeq, a predicted model, not a curated record
CGGCGUCUCAGUCCUCGUACGUGCGGCACUCGUCGGUCUCGGGGUUGUCCUUGCAGUACUCCUCGAGCGGGUCGGCGCCCUUCUGGCGGUCGCGGGCGUGGCUGGCGGCGGCGCUGAGCUCCUCCACCUCGUCCCACGCCGCCACGCACUCGCCGCUCACCGGGUCGUCUGCGCACGUCUCCUGCGCCUGCUUGAUGCUCUCGGACACCUUGUCGGCCAGAUCCGGCGGCGUGGGCGGCGAGCUGGCCGCCACGGCCACCAGCCGGCGGCACGCGUGCACAGGGCGGGAGGCGAACGACACGACGCUCUGGCGAGAAGGCAGCGGGGCCGGGGGUUGCCGGAGGGUUCUCGGAGCUGGGAAGGCGGCUAUGGCAGCCAUGGCGGUGACCGUGGUGGCCAUGGCUUGGCGAUUUGGUUCUCUUGGGAGUAGUGAUGGAGUGAAGAGAAGGUUUUCGUUGGGUUUGGGGUGGUAUCCAUUUAUGCCGUUCGACUCUUAUCUCUUCCUAGCCAAUUGCGUGGUGACAAAUCAGCCACGGCAGAUUUUCAUUCUAGAAGCUCUCUGCCUUUUGCUUUCACAACCUUGCCGUCGAAUUGAGCUAAGGUUUCGAUUGCUGGCCAAUAAUAGCGUCUUGUAA